Molecule: messenger RNA, 909 nt
Organism: Oreochromis niloticus (Nile tilapia)
Lineage: Eukaryota; Metazoa; Chordata; Actinopteri; Cichliformes; Cichlidae
Gene: lg16h2orf76
Product: linkage group 16 C2orf76 homolog
Exons: 5
Coding region: 60-437 (125 amino acids)
Source: RefSeq, a predicted model, not a curated record
GCCAGGAAGAAGGACAGCUUCGCGUUAACAGACGAGAGUUCGGGUUCGUACAGAGCAGCAUGACUGCUGAAGCUGUGGUCACCGUUCGCCUGGUGAGGUCCUUCGAACACAGGAACUUCAAGCCGGUUGUGUUUCACGGUGUCCGCUUGGAGCAGACCGUACAGGACUUCAUGCAGCUCGUCAAAGACGAUAUUGCAACAAGGCCAGGAUUUCCACCUCCUUUCAGGAAGUAUGGUUAUGACACGAUGAAGAUUAUCCAUCAGGCUCAUGGAGCAAAGACAAACGAGUUAGUGAUGAGUUUAGAUGAUGAUGAAACCCUCAUUCUACAAGAAGGCCAAACCCUCAGAGCUGCUGGUGUUGCUCAUGAGACAGAGGUGGCCUUCUUUAGGAAGGAAGACUACAGUCUUUAUAAAGCAAACCCCCAAACUGCCUGGUGACUGCAGGACUGCGUCAGAGGAGAGUUCGUAUACAGAGGUCUGCCAUGCCUGGAACAGUGAAUAAGUUUUGUCAUGCUUCUACUGGAGUGUUUUAAUUUGCGGGAUUUUUUUCUCCUUUAAAGUCAAAGCUUAUUAUCCAGCAGACUAACAGGCCUUCUUAUUUAAUAUUAAAUAUUUUUUUUAAUUUUAUGUAAAUAUAUAUUUUAUGGUCUUCUCUUUCUGUUGUUGGUGAUGUUGCAGAUAUGCUGAAAGUAUUUUUGUCUUCUUAAAUUUUCAGCUUUUAAGGUUUUAAGGAACAACACUGCGAUCUCCAGCAUUAGCUCUGCUCUCUGUGAUCAUGAGUAAAAUGUUGGUGUCCUCAGUGUAAUUCAGAGAUGUGUUUUCAAGGCUGUUUAUAUAUUUUUUCGUACUUUGUUGCCAAUGUAAUUGUGAGUGGAUACUUUUGCUAAUAAAAUGCUGUGCAGUUCAAGAA